AUGGGGGCCGGCACCGUCUCGCGGGUCGGCUACUACUCGCUGACCGAGACGCUGGGCAAGGGCAAGUUUGGUCAUGUGCGUCUGGGACGGCACGACUUUACGGGUGAAAAGGUGGCAGUCAAGGUGCUGGACAAGGCGGCACUGGGCGAGGAGGAUGUGGCACUGCUCUUUCGCGAGCUCCGGAUCCAUGGGCUCAUCCAUCACCCGAAUGUCAUGCGGCUGUACGAUGUAGUCGACGCCGGCAAGGAGCUCUGUCUCGUCCUUGAGUACUGCCCCGGCGGCUCGCUGCAAGCCCGGCUGGCGAAGACAGGCCCGAUGGGCGAGGACGAGGCCCGAGCGGUGUUUGGCCAGAUCGUGGCAGCGAUGAGGUAUGUCCACGCACUCGGCAUUGUCCAUCGCGACCUCAAGCCGGGCAACAUCCUUCUUGACGGGCGCGGGCGGGUCAAGAUCGGCGACUUUGGUUUUGCCCGGUUCUACACUCCGGGAACCGAGCUCUUUCGAUGCUGCGGCACGCCGCGGUUCAUGGCGCCGGAACUGCUCCGGGCUAGCCCGUACAUCGGGCCGCAGGUUGACGUGUACGCACUGGGUGUCACGCUCUACGGCCUUCUCACCGCAAGCGACCCGUUUGGUUCGAUUCCCAAGGCCGGGCGCAAGAGCCGCGAGGUGACUGCCGAACGAGCCAAGCGCGCCAGCGUCGGGCGUCUUGACCCACACCCAGCGAUCGAGGCCGAGACGGAUGUCGGCCGCCUCCUCGCUGCCAUGAUUGUGCGGCCGGCGCACCGCGCCACGCUCGGCGACGUGGCAGCCUCACCGUGGCUUGCUGGUACGCCUGCGGCGUCGUGGGUCGAACCGCCAUUUCCACAACUUGAGCUCCCUCAGCGUGGCGGUGGACUCGACAACGGCAUCAUCGACGCACUUGUUCAAAUGGGCUGGGAGCGCGAGGCGCUCGAAGAGGCGCUCACGGCCGACGCACUCGACAAGUGGCGACCGGUGCCUGCCUCCCCGGCGACUGCCCUCGAGUUUGACGAGCUGCACCCGAGCGACGAGGACUCGCCGACGUCGGCGUCGGCCAAUCUCAUUGACCAGGCACGCGCAAAGCGGAUUGCGGCCGUGUAUGGCUUUCCGUCGAUUGCGGUCCCAAUGCUUCGCGUCUACGCCAUGCUUGUGCGGAAGAAAGUGCUCUCGCUUGCGUACCGCGACGCCGGCGCGCCGCUGCUCCUGGUCGAGCACUCAAUGAGCCCGAACCGCGACGUUACUGACCACGGCGACGCCCUCGGCUCGUUCUCCAACGACUACUUUUCCAUUUACGAAGAGGUUGGCGUUGAGGCGGCGCGGCCGCACUCGCCAACGGCAGCGCGGCCGCCGCUGCGGCGGUCGGCUUCAACAACGCUGGCGGCAGCGUCCGGGCGGCCGCCCAGGGGCCCGCGGCGCGACUCGCGGUCGCGGUCGCGAUCGGCGUCGGCAUCGCGCGAGCCGCGGUCCGCGCGCACCCGGUCGGCCUCGGCACAACGGAGAGAGGCUAGUGCGGCGAGUGCACGCAGUAGGCCGCCGAGCCUGCCGCGGUCCGGGCCGGAGCCUGUGCGGACCCGGUCGCGGGCGACGUCGGCAUCGGCGUCGCGGCCGCCGCUGGCGGUGCGCAACGCGGUGGCCGCCGAGCCGGCACGCCUUCCAUUCCGACGGGCGGGCAAAGCGGGCGAUGCCGGCACAGCAAUGCCGGCGCGGCGCAACCGCAACCGCACCACGUCUGCGUCACGGCGGCGGGUGGGCGCGCCGUCGUCGUGA
Molecule: messenger RNA, 1782 nt
Organism: Thecamonas trahens ATCC 50062
Lineage: Eukaryota; Apusomonadida; Apusomonadidae
Product: CAMK/CAMKL/MARK protein kinase
Exons: 2
Coding region: 1-1782 (593 amino acids)
Biological process (GO): intracellular signal transduction; protein phosphorylation
Cellular component (GO): cytoplasm
Molecular function (GO): ATP binding; protein serine/threonine kinase activity
Source: RefSeq, a predicted model, not a curated record